Molecule: messenger RNA, 1108 nt
Organism: Chilo suppressalis (striped riceborer)
Lineage: Eukaryota; Metazoa; Arthropoda; Insecta; Lepidoptera; Crambidae
Source: the annotation of a GenBank genome assembly
UAGUAUUUGAUGUCGUACCGUGUUGGAAGCUUGUGCCAAAUCUAGAGUUCAAAAGUGAAUUGAAUGUGUAAAAUAGUUAAAAACUGCAAACAUUUUCAUCGCGGUGAGAUCAACGAAAGAUAUAACUGUCAACGUAUUGUGCGUACGACCUGAUCAUCAUUCCAGUGCCCAAAAACGUUCCAGUUCGUGGGAGUGUUCUAGAACUGACUGCGUCGAAAAGGCCUCGUGAUCGUCGCAACAAGAAAAACAGAAAAAAUGUUUUGCACAGGCUUGAUAUUGAGCACUACGAGGACCCCACAGAAAUGCCUGACAUUGACAACAUAGACUACAACGACAGAAGUGAUAUGAGAGAUGCAAAUUAUUUUUCAUAUGACAACAAUUAUGGCGAAGAUAAGAUUGUGGGUGGAAUUGAAGUUGACAUAAACCUGUACCCUUACCACGUGUCUUACGGUACCAACUGUGGCGGCGCAAUUAUUGAUAAGAAAUGGGUUCUCACCGCUGGACAUUGUGGCAAGAAACCCUACGUAAAAGUUGGGUCCAAAUAUCUGAACCAAGGGAAAAAAGUCGAUGUAAAAGCAUAUCAUGUACACCCGAAUUGGGGAGCGAAGAACAAGGAGCAUCCCUUCGACUACGACUUCCAACUGUUGGAAUUGAAACAACCGUUGAAAUUUGACGAGAACAUUCAAGCAGUUAAGCUAGCGCAUAUCGAAGACAUGGUCAUUGGUAAAGUGGUUACAGUUACCGGAUGGGGUAACACAGAGGAGAAUGGUCCCUAUUCAAAUGUACUGAGGGCUGUUAGAGUACCCAUCAUAUCGAAGGAGAACUGCCAAAACGUACCUUUCCCAUACUUCAGGGGUGGACUUACUUCUAGAAUGUUCUGCGCUGGCUUCUCGGAAGGGAAAAAGGAUGCUUGCCAGGGUGAUUCUGGUGGUCCAGCGGUUGCCUACGAUCGUUUACUUGGAAUGGUGUCCUUCGGAUAUGGCUGUGCAACACCAGGCUCCUAUGGUGUAUACUCAAAAGUCCCUAAAGUCCGUAACUGGAUCGAAAAAGUCACCGGUCUCAGUUUCCCUUAAAAAAAAAUAUUAUUAAAGAUUGCUUUUGAAGUCUG